Molecule: messenger RNA, 669 nt
Organism: Arabis nemorensis
Lineage: Eukaryota; Viridiplantae; Streptophyta; Magnoliopsida; Brassicales; Brassicaceae
Source: the annotation of a GenBank genome assembly
AUGAGCUUCAAUCAAGAGUGCCAAGAGGCAUGUGUGCCUCUGUCAUAUCUCUCAGCCUCAUCUUCUCGGCUUCUGAAUGGGGAGCUAGGUAGCCUGUCUGGUACAUUACCCGUGUUACCUGUCCGCAGAAAAACCCUUUUGACUCCAAGAGCAUCAAAGGAUGUACCUUCCAGCUUCCGAUUUCCUCCAAUGACCAAAAAGCCACAAUGGUGGUGGAGAACUUUGGCAUGCCUACCUUACCUAAUGCCACUGCACGAAACUUGGAUGUACGCGGAAACCGCUUACCAUCUCCACCCGUUUCUAGAAGAUUUCGAAUUCUUAACCUACCCGUUUCUAGGCGCCCUUGGGAGGUUACCGGGCUGGUUCCUAUUGGCUUACUUCUUUGUAGCUUAUCUUGGGAUAGUGAGAAGAAAGGAGUGGCCUCAUUUCUUCAGGUUCCAUGUAGUGAUGGGUAUGCUGCUUGAAAUCGCACUUCAGGUUAUAGGAACCGUUAGCAAGUGGAUGCCUCUCGGAGUCUAUUGGGGCAAGUUUGGGAUGCAUUUCUGGACCGCUGUUGCUUUUGCUUACCUGUUUACCGUCCUUGAAAGCAUACGGUGUGCGCUUGCUGGUAUGUACGCAGACAUCCCGUUCGUCUGUGAUGCUGCGUAUAUCCAGAUUCCAUACGACUAA